CCCUGCUUAUGAAGAGAUGACGUGUAACGGCCCUGAAGACUCAGAGGCUUGUGCCACUUCAGACACUGGCAGUGAGCAGGAAGGGGCACAGGAGCACAAGCGACUCAGGACCUUUGUGACAUUUCCCUUUGAUUGUCCAGUCUCGGCAGCAGCGCUAGCACGAGCUGGCUUUGUUUAUACUGGAGAAGGUGAUAAAGUGAAGUGCUUCAGUUGUCAUACAACUACCGAAGGAUGGGAACAUGGAGAGUCUGCAUUUGAAAGACACAAAAACCUUUCCCCAAACUGCAAAUUUAUUACUGAAUCAACUUCUUUGGAAAAUAAUAUUCAUCCUGUUGACCAGAACCACCAGGAUAGAACUGAAAAUUGUUCCAGCAAUUCAGCCAUUUCCUAUGCUUUAGAUGACUCAUCUGAUGUCGAAGCUGAUUACCUUUUGAGAACUAGACAGGUUGUGGAUAUGUCAGAUACUUUGUAUCCUAAAAACCCUGCAAUGUGCAGUGAAGAAGCUAGAUUAAAGUCAUUUCAUAACUGGCCUCUCUAUGGCCUGUUGACACCAAAGGAAUUAGCUAAUGCUGGGCUUUAUUAUACAGGUGUUGGUGAUCAAGUGGAAUGUUUUUGUUGUGGUGGAAAGCUGAAAAACUGGGAACCUAGUGAUAGAGCUUGGUCAGAACACAAGAGGCAUUUUCCCAAAUGUUUUUUUGUCCUGGGCCGGGAUGUUGGAAAUGUUCCAAAUGAAGCUGUGUGUGCUGAGCUUGAGAGAAAUGCUCUGAGCGAUGUGCAGUAUCCAAGGAAUCCAGCUAUGGCAGAAUAUGAAAGACGGCUACAAACCUUCCUAACCUGGAGAUACCCUGUUAACAAGGAGCAGCUUGCCAAAGCUGGAUUUUAUAGCAUAGGUAAUGGUGAUCAUGUUGUGUGCUUCCAUUGUGGUGGGGGACUGCAAGAGUGGAAGGAAAAUGAAGACCCCUGGGAUCAACAUGCCAAAUGGUUUCCUGGAUGCAGGUUUCUGAGAGAAGAAAAGGGACAAGAAUUUAUAAAUAAUGUUCACUUAAGAGAUGGAUGCAACGAUUCCACAAUAGAAGCUGCUGAAUUAACAAUACUUCCUAAAGACGAUCUCUUACAGAACCGUUUGGUACAAAAUGCCAUACACAUGGGUUUCAGCUUGUCUGAGAUAAGGAACAUAAUGGAAAAGAAAGUGCAGGUGUCUGGAGAAGAUUAUACGUCUACUGAGGAUCUAGUAGCAGACUUAAUAAGUGCUCAGAAAGAAAAUAAAACAGAAGAACCAAAUGAAAGAUCACUAGAGAAAGAUCUCAGUACUGAGGAAAAGCUGAGGCGUUUACAGGAAGAAAAGCUUUGUAAAAUCUGCAUGGCCAAAGACAUAUCAGUAGUCCUUAUUCCCUGUGGUCAUCUAGUUGCUUGUAAGGAAUGUGCUGAGGCAGUUGAUAAAUGCCCUUUGUGUUGUACAAAUAUUAUAAAAAGACAGAAAAUUUUUAUGUAUUAG
Molecule: messenger RNA, 1495 nt
Organism: Tinamus guttatus (white-throated tinamou)
Lineage: Eukaryota; Metazoa; Chordata; Aves; Tinamiformes; Tinamidae
Source: RefSeq, a predicted model, not a curated record